CGAUCAGUUGUUAAAGAAGCUUUGAGACAUGAGGUGCUUGCUCCUUUCCUUCACUUGCCUUGCGCUUACCAGCGCGGUACAAAAAGACCUUGUGUUGUUCGAUUUAAUGAAAUGGCAACAGCUGAAGGUGGUGUACGUUUUCCACUGCUUCCACCUGCAGGAUGAGCUCAUCCACCAGCUGCACAGUGCGAGGAAAAAUCACCCAGCAAGUAUGUCCUUCCUGAAUGUGGCCAGCUUCAGCGGGUCGAAAUUCGAGGCCUCACUUCAGUCGGUGCAUGUUGGCGUUGGUUUGAUGGCCGAUUUAAACUGUGACGGGCUGGCAGGUGUACUGAAGGCGCUAUCCGUAAGGGGCUUCUUUAAUGGUGCACGAUUUAGGUGGUUGUUGGGCGGUUUGGAGACGCUGCAGCAGAGUAGGAUGAUUUUGGAGAAGCUCAAUAUUACCGCGUCCUCUAUGGUGCUUCUCACGCUGCCUAUGAGGACUAGCAAUAAUGACACAAACUUUGCAAUUCUUGACGUGUGUGGACAUCGUGUGGGUACUCGGUGGGAGUUAAGCUUUCUUCAGAUCGGAGCCUGGAGUACGUCCGCCGGUUUGACGAUGUGGGAUAAGCGGAGCGUGUACGAGAGGCGACAAAAUCUGCUCGGAAUGCAACUGACUGGAAUAGCGAAGGCAAGUGUUUGGACAAGUGCUAGAAUUAGUUAGAAUG
This is a messenger RNA of Anopheles coluzzii, 704 nucleotides long. RefSeq lists its product as uncharacterized. The record is from RefSeq and is a predicted model, not a curated record. The coding region runs from base 29 to 700 and encodes 223 amino acids. The transcript is spliced from 2 exons. NCBI's taxonomy places the organism in Eukaryota, Metazoa, Arthropoda, Insecta, Diptera, Culicidae.